UGUUAUUGUUUCUUACUGUCACUUGCAAUGUAUACAAAUUUCUAAUCGAUGCAAGAGAAUUUUAAAAAUGCAGCAAAAGACGUAAACGCGUAAGAUCUAUCCAAACUGGUGCAUUUAAAGUGUUUCUUAUCAAGUGCACGUCAAUUUGAAAAUAAUGGAAUCGACACAUACGCAACCGCUGCUACAAGAGCACAGUGAGAGUGAUGCAGAAAAUUUUGUGGAAAAUGACGCCCGUGGACAGGAUGACCAUACAAUCACUGAAAAUUUGGACAAGGAAUUGCUUAGGGGCGGACAAAAUGCUCCCCAUGAUAAAUACAGUUUUAAUUACAUUAUAUUCUAUUUGAUGGGUAUGACCACUUUGAUGCCUUGGAAUUUUUUCAUAACAGCUGAAGACUAUUGGAUGUACAAGUUUCGUAAUGUAACAAAUAAUGCCACCGACGAGCUCACACCGAUUCAGGCUGGAUUCACGUCAGACUUAAGUGUGUCGGCCGCCGUACCAAACACACUGUUUCUGAUUCUGAAUGCUUUCAUCGGCCACAAAAUUCCACUAAAAUAUCGAAUGGUUGGUUCGAUGACCUUUGUGUUCCUAUUUUUUAUCGUAACAACUGCAUUGGUAGAAGUGAACACGGACUCAUGGCAAAAUGAAUUUUUUAUAUUCACUUUGACGUCGGUCGUUAUGAUGAACAUUGCAACAGCCAUUCUCUCUGGAGGGCUGUUCGGUAUAUCCGGUUUAUUUCCAUCUGAAUACAUAACAGCUGUAGUGAGUGGUCAAGCUUUAGGCGGUAUAUUUGCUGCUCUAUCGGAAAUAAUGUCGCUCACAUUUGGAGCAUCGGCGAAAACAACGGCUUUCGUCUACUUUAUGAUCGGAAACGUUGUGCUGUUUGUGUCGAUUGUCACGUACAUUAUUAUGUCGAAGACAGUUUUCUUCAAGUACUACACUGUCGAUAAGCUUGCAAUGUCCAAGUCAUCAUCAACGGUAGCAUUAUCAUCAACGCCUGCAGAUGGACCAAAUUUCCAAACUGUUCUGCGGAAAAUCUGGAUCUACGGUCUCGCCGAGUGGAUGGUCUUUGUCGUCACAUUGUGUAUUUACCCAUCGGUCACCGUUCUGGUUACAUCGCAGAAUCAUGGCAACGGUCAUCCAUGGAAUGACGUCUACUUCGUGCCCGUUGUAAACUAUUUAAUCUUUAAUUCGGGUGACUAUUUGGGACGAAUCUUAGCUGGCAUGAUAGAAUGGCCGCACAACAAGCCGAUUCUCGUAGCCAUCCUGUCCGUAUUGAGAAUAUUCUUCGUCCCGGCAUUACUUCUGUGCAACGCCCGACCCAGACAUUUAUUCCCGGUGAUGUUUCACGCCGAUUACAUAUUCAUCGUUCUGAUGGGACUAUUUGCGUUCUCGAAUGGUUACUUGGCAAACAUCGCGUUGAUCUGGGCUCCGAAAUCUGUUCACAAUAGGGAAAAGGAAAUGGCUUCGUCAAUGAUGGCAGCCUUUCUUGGCAUUGGCUUAGCGUUUGGUUCGUCAAUUAGUUUGAUAUUGGUGCAAUUAUUAUAAGUCGACCGGUGACAACAUGUGACGUAUAACUCGGGAAUGUCGAGUUUGAUUUUAAUGCGGGGACAUUCAACAAUUUUGUACAUUUUUUUUAGGUCAAUUUUUUCCUUUCUUGUUUAGUUUCGUUUAGUUUAGUUGGCGAGUCCUUUAAGUGUUUUUCGUUUAAUUUAAGUUCAUUGUGAAACGUUAGGUUGUUAAGUCACUUCAACUCUGAACGGAGUAAAAGAUUUUGUAUCAAACACAAAGCGAUUUUCUUAGAACAAAAGUGAUAUGGUAGGAAUCAUGUCGCUCCUAAAUGGUUAAAACUUCCCAAAAAUUCAUUCAGAUUUUCUAAGAUUUCUGAAAUCACGCAGACCAUUCUCAGAAAUGAGACCCUGAUUCACUUAUGAACUGAACAAUUUUCGAUUGUCGAAAUUGUCCAGUCACAUUCGAUGCAUAAAAACGUAAUAUCUUUGAACGGGAAAAUGUAUCUUAAUCUUACCUUAUACGAUUGAAAGGAGGUCCGAUUAGUACAAAUUUAGCACAUGUUGACCAUGAUUUUCUCCAAUGGUGCACCAAUGAUAUAAAUUGAUCUUGGGUCGGAAGCAAAAUAUUUAAAAAUCUCCUAGACUCGUGACUUAAAAGAAAUGUUCUUUAAUUCAUCGGCCGAAUUUAUAACGGUUUUAAAUUAGAGCAUCUUGACAACUUAUUUUUAAUCGACACAAAGCUUGAUUCUAAGCACACACAAAAAGGUGCUAUGCCACCA
Molecule: messenger RNA, 2288 nt
Organism: Bradysia coprophila
Lineage: Eukaryota; Metazoa; Arthropoda; Insecta; Diptera; Sciaridae
Gene: Ent1
Product: Equilibrative nucleoside transporter 1
Biological process (GO): nucleoside transmembrane transport
Cellular component (GO): plasma membrane
Molecular function (GO): nucleoside transmembrane transporter activity
Source: RefSeq, a predicted model, not a curated record